ACUGCCUCCGUGCCUCCCCCUCCACUCCUGCUUCGCAGCAGCAGGUUGUCAGCUUUCCCUGUAGGAGCUGUGGGAUGCUGCUGAACACACCCUUUGCAUUUCGCUGUCUUUUCACAUCAGUGUUAACCUAUUUUAUGCAGUCUAUGGUGUUAACUAGCAGCUGAAGAACAUUCAAACCUUCACUAAAUAUGUGGCGUAGUACCGGCUGACUGCAUCUGCUUGAGGUUACUGUGAUGGCCGGGUCAAAGAUGUCUGUGCCACUGGCUGUAGUGGUGGUCCUCUCAGUGCUGCUGACAGGGGCAACCCAUGCUGGGCCUGAGAUGGAUCCAUACAAAAUCUUAGGAGUAACCAGGAGUGCAAGCCAGGCUGAGAUCAAGAAGGUUUAUAAGCGUCUUGCAAAAGAAUGGCAUCCUGACAAAAACAAAAAUCCAGGUGCCGAGGACAUGUUUAUCAAGAUUACCAAAUCUUAUGAGAUCCUUUCCAGUGAAGACAAACGUGCCAAUUAUGACCGUUAUGGGCAGACUGAUGACACCCAGCCAUACGGCAAUGGUCGCUAUGGUCAGCACCAGGACACCUUUAACUUCGACGAGUCCUUCUACAACUUUCCCUUCAACAGCAAGACCCAUAGGGACUUUGCUGACAGCAAGUACACGUUGCACUUUAAGCAGUAUGUCAAUGACGUGGUGCCUGACAGCUCCAAGAGACCAUACCUGAUAAAGAUCACCUCUGACUGGUGCUUCAGCUGCAUCCACAUCGAGCCUGUAUGGAAAGAGGUGGUGGAGGAGAUGGAGACUCUAGGUGUCGGGAUAGGUGUGGUGGAUGUUGGCAAUGAGAGACGAUUAGCAAAUCACCUCGGUGCUCAUCGCACCCCAUCAAUACUCGGAGUCCUAAAUGGCAAAGUGACGUUUUUCCAUUACGCUGUAGCAAAGGAGCACCUGAGACAGUUUGUAGAAGACCUUCUUCCUCAGAGACUUGUGGAAUGGGUCACCGACAAGAAUGACCUGCACUUCUUGAACAGCUGGCAUGAGCUCAACAAGCCACACGUGCUUCUGUUUGACCAAGUGCCUGUAGUUCCUCUGCUUUACAAACUGACAGCUUUUGCUUAUAAGGACUACUUGCAGUUUGGCUAUGUGGACCAGGGCCUUUCAGAGACCGCUAAUCUGCAGAAACAGUUCAAUAUUAACACUUACGCUCCAACUAUGUUGAUCUUCAAAGAGAGCAUUGACAAGCCUGCUGACAUUAUACAGGCUAAAGGAAUGAAAAAGCAAAUUAUCGAUGAGUUCAUGUCAAACAACAAAUUCCUCCUUGUGCCACGGCUGGUCAAUCAGAAGCUCUUUGAUGAGCUCUGUCCUGUCAAACAGUUCCAUAGACGCAGAAAAUACUGUGUCCUGCUGAUGACAGGUGACGAAGAGUCCUUUUCUCUCGGGAACCAGGCAUUUCUUUCAUUUGCCUCUGCCAAUACCAAGGAAGUUGUGAGAUUUGCUUAUGUGUACCAACGGCUCCAGCAACCUCUUUGUGACACUCUCAUGCAGAACAAGGACAGUGCACCGCCACCAGCACAGGUGGUGAUCCUGGAGAGGCGGAACGCUGCAGGGAAGGCCUUGUUCAAGCCAGUGACCACCUGGAACGGCAGUGAGGAAGACAAGCAGUGUCUUCUGGAGGAGCUGGAGCGACUUCAGAAAGACCCGUCCAUCCUCGUCCAUGACGCCAUGCUGCCCGAACUUAACAACGAGUUUGCCUCUAUGUUUGUAAUCCGAUGGGUCUAUGCAUUUUACGAUUACCUCUCUGAAGUCAUCGAUGAUAUUCUGCAUAACAACUGGCGUGAGAUGAUGCCUCUUCUGUCCCUCAUCUUCUCUGCCUUGUUCAUCUUGUUUGGAACCGUGGUUAUCCAGGCCUUCAGGUCGGUUGCUUAACCCAUACAUUCUAGACCAUCAAAACUCUGAUUAAAAAAAAAAAAAAAAAAAACAUUUUGUGACUAAAAUUGAUUAUCGCCCAAGAAGAAUUUUGUGGAGGUUACGGAGCUGACAGAUAUCACUUACAUGAGCAACCUGGUGAAGCUGAGGCCGGGACACAUUAACAUAGUGCUGGUGCUCACUGACGCCUCCAAGAACAUCCUCCUUAGCAAGUUUGCCAAAGAGGUGUACUCCUUCACCGGGAGCCUGACGCUGCACUUCUCCUUCCUGAAUAUUGACAAGCACGGUGAGUGGAUGAACACACUGCUGGAAUAUGCCCAGGACGCCAUGCAGAUCGGUGCAGAUGAGGGUGACGCGGGAAACCACGAGAUGGACUACACCGGCUACGUGCUGGCUCUUAACGGCCACAAAAAGUACCUUUGUCUGUUUAAGCCCGUCUACACCGGCGAAGACCUUGACAGUAAGUCAUCUGAGGAUGAAGGGGGCACUUCAGGGGGGAGGUCGAGGUCCAGUUCACGUGACGACCACCCGCCGCGCAGAUCCAACCGUUGCCGCAGCUUAUCCACCCUGCAGAUCCACCACAAACUGGACCGUCUAGGGUUGUGGAUGGAAAGGCUCAUGGAAGGCACUUUGCCUCGCUACUACAUCCCUACGUGGCCAGGACUUGACAAAAUCACCCCCAGUAAAUAGAUUAAGGCGCGUUCUGCUGAAGUUAGGCUAGAGCUGCCUUUUUUUUUUUGCACUUGAUGUAAUAGUUACAGAUUGGGUUAAUAUAACAAACUUGGCUUUAGUGCAACUACUGUGGGACAGGUCCAUUAGUGCACCCCUCUUUACACUCAUCGCAUGCUGUUGUCAACUGUUGGUAGUCAUAUUUUAUUCAGGCUAAUGCUGCUGCUGCUGCAGCCUUGUGAACAGAAUGAAAAAUCACUGUGGCCAUUUGGUCUUCAGUAAUAAAUACUGUGAGUGGAGAUGCAUGUCUCUUAACACUAAAAUGUCUUGCGUUUUCAUGCAUCUCCGCCCAUUGUCUUUCAGUGAUGGAUGACCUCCUGAAUGCUGACUUGCUUGCGCAGUGUAGCGCACUGCUGUAAUGACAAAGCCUUGGUCUAUUUAAUAACCUCAGUUAGCCAGUAGCUUUAUGUAGCAAUUUCAUGUUCUGAAUGUUUCCCAAAUGGCCCCGAUUGACUGAUACAUUAUCAUUUUGUCACCUUGAAUUACGUAGACAUGAAAGUGAAGUCAAACGUACUGUGUGCUCGCUUGGUUUAUUUAUUUGUUUUGUCAACAUUGAGCGUACAAACCUCAUGGAUAGAAUUUUGUGGGUACAAUGUGGUGUAAAUAUUGUACAUAAUCAUGUUAUCUAUAGGACCUGUAUUUUAAAGAGUAUGUAUCUUGAAAGAUAAGGUGAAUGUUUUACAUGGAUUUAUCAAAAUGCUGUAGUUAUGUUUUUUUUUUUCUAGUUUUCCUUAAGAUUUUCUUUUACAAGUUAUUGUAAAAAAAAAGAAAAAAAGAUGUCUGCUAAUGUCAGAUGUUUCAGUUGGUCUUCAGUAGUGCAUAUAUCCUCUUGGUGGUUGUAAUAAAAUGCUUUAUGUUUAUUAA
Perca fluviatilis (European perch) is the source of this 3506-nucleotide messenger RNA. Its product is annotated as dnaJ homolog subfamily C member 16-like. The transcript is spliced from 14 exons. The record is from RefSeq and is a predicted model, not a curated record. Lineage: Eukaryota; Metazoa; Chordata; Actinopteri; Perciformes; Percidae.